UGUAGCAUUAUAAAUUACAGGACUGAAGAAAACCUCCGGCCCAAGUUUUAACCUGUCUUCCCGGCCGAUACAAGUACGCUGUAACCAUGUAUCUAUGAAGCCGAAAAGGCAAAACCCUCCAGGGCCUCCACCAAAUUCAGUAUUUAUUGAUUUACCCAAAACCUUUGUUUCGUUCGGGGAAACCCAAAAUUCUCUGAGGAAAGAAAAAAGAAACCCUAAAUCUUUCCUCUGGAAAUAGAUUAUUAUUAAUACAGAUUGCAGAGGGAAGAUUUUAGUUUUUAAUACGUAUAAAUAUAUAUAUAUUUUUGUCGAAAUAGAAAUCGAAGAAGAUGGAUAUUGAACAAAAGCAAGCCGAGCACAUCGAUUGUUUUGUUAAACAAGCUUCGAAUCAGAAAGGGCCGGCACUUGCUUCCGUCAUCACCGAGGCGACGUCGCAUCCUUCUCUCUUCGCCUUCUCCGAGAUUCUAUCCGUUCCCACUGUUCUUGAGCUUCAGGGAACAGAGCAUUCUGUGUAUCUAGAGUUGCUUCGGUUGUUUGCCCACGGAACAUGGAGUGAAUACAAGAGUGUUGCUGACCGGCUUCCGCACUUAUUACCUGAUCAAGUACUCAAAUUAAAACAGCUCACAGUGCUUACUCUGGCUGAGACAAACAAGGUACUCCCCUAUGAAGGUCUUAUGCAGGAGUUGGAUGUUUCAAAUGUGCGUGAACUUGAAGAUUUUUUGAUUAAUGAGUGCAUGUAUGUGGGCAUAGUUAGGGGAAAGUUGGAUCAGUUGCGGAGAUGCUUUGAGGUUCAGUUUGCAGCAGGGAGGGAUCUCCGACCUGGUCAACUGGGGAAUAUGAUAGAGACAUUGAGUAAUUGGUUGGUGACAUCGGACAACUUACUUGUCUCCAUUCAGGAGAAGAUUAAAUGGGCAGAUACCAUGAGUGAGUUGGACAAGAAGCAUGGUAAAGAAGUUGAAGAAAAAGUCGAAGAAGUAAAGAAAUCCCUGAAGAAGUUAAAAACUGUAAGCAGGCCGACAUUGACUUCCGAGGGCACGAGGAGAUCUACUCUGAAGGUGGAAUGAUGGACUAUGAGGAAGAUCGAGGACGGCCUAAGAGGAGGCGACAUCCUAUGGGGUGAAGAAAAGACGAGAAUCACUGGUCAUACCGGUCAGGCGACAAGCAAGCUUUUUGUUACAUGGCUGACAAGACACCUUUGAUGCUUUUUGAUGUUAGUGUUGCCUCUUGGAAAAUGUAUUGGGUAAAUCAUUUGGACCCAGAUGUUGAGUAGCUUAGGUUGAAUUUGAACCUGUCAUUUACAUCUCGAGUUCGCGACAAGAAAGUCAGAUAUGGUGAUGCGGCUAAAAGUAUUUGCUGGCGUUGAUUGCCCUUUUGAUUUCAACAGAAGAGAUAUUAGGAUUGUAGUGGUGCCUGAGUUUUACCUAUACAGUUGUGGAAGUAGCUGGCUGCUGCAGUGCAAUAUAUGGCCCAGGAUCUGAGAAUGCACGUUUUCAUUCUCAUCCUAAGAUGAAAGGAAAACUGAUUAGUGGAUUGGUAUCUGCAAGUUCUUCCAAGUUUUAAUCAUUCUAUUGGCAUCAAUUGCUUUUAUCCGUCUUAUGUUGUUUCCGAUUCAGAAGUUACCUCCUCUGUCUUUCUUCUCUUGGUGCAAUAAUAAUAAUGUCUUUUUAA
Coffea eugenioides is the source of this 1668-nucleotide messenger RNA. Its product is annotated as COP9 signalosome complex subunit 7. NCBI's taxonomy places the organism in Eukaryota, Viridiplantae, Streptophyta, Magnoliopsida, Gentianales, Rubiaceae. The transcript is spliced from 9 exons. The record is from RefSeq and is a predicted model, not a curated record. Gene Ontology annotation, cellular component: COP9 signalosome. The coding region runs from base 330 to 1064 and encodes 244 amino acids.